This is a messenger RNA of Durusdinium trenchii, 876 nucleotides long. The record is from the annotation of a GenBank genome assembly. Lineage: Eukaryota; Dinophyceae; Suessiales; Symbiodiniaceae.
AUGGCAAGCCCGCGAUCUUCCACACUCCAAUGGGCCGAGUCCAUUUUUGCUCGUGAGGCAGUAUCGCUCCAGGUGGCAUCAAGAUUGUGCCUUGUGGAUAUGGCCUCAAUGCUUGCUGUAUGCGCCACUACCGCAACAGUUUUUCGAGAGGCAGGAUCUUUGACCCUCGCUCAGUCAGGGCAACACGGUGAGACUCUCAUGGACUUGGUUUGUUGCGCAUUGGGCGCAUCCUUGAGCAGUGGUUUAAUGGAUACCCUGGAAGGCCUUGUCCGGUUUCCGCAUGGAAGGCCGAUCCUCUGCCAUGCUGCGUCUUCUGGCCGUCCAGAUGUUGUGAGAUGGUUGCUAAAGCAUUGGAAGUCAGAAUUGGAGUUAGCAGAUGAACCCUGUGGGGCAUCACCAUUGCACUUUGCAGCAUUAGGCGGCCAUGAGCACGUUUGCGAAGUACUGAUUGAACAUGGUGCCGCAGAUGUGGAUUGCCGGGACAAUUCAGGGCUUCGAGCCCUUCACCUGGCAGCUGAGCAGGGUCAUGUCAAAGCUUGUCUUUCCCUUCUUCAAUGUGGGGCAGGGCCAGAUGGACCAGCAGGAUUCAGUGAUCUUGCGUGCGGUGCACCAACACCGCUUCUUUUGGCUGCAGAGUGUGGUCACGCAGAGGUUUGUGCCCUUCUUGUGACUUUCCGUGCAGACCCUUUGGCUUCCAGCCUCGAUGGGCGUACUCCACUGGCUGUAGCUCGACAAAAUGCAAUAGGAGCUGGGUCAGAGCUGCUCGCUUCGCUCGAGGCAGCUCUUUGGCCAAACCGUGAGGCCCGGAAACUUCAGCCAGUGUUGGCAGGACCUGAUGCUCAAGAUAUCAUCCGUCGGACCUUGCGGCAGCGCUGA